This is a messenger RNA of Parnassius apollo (apollo), 1419 nucleotides long. The record is from the annotation of a GenBank genome assembly. Lineage: Eukaryota; Metazoa; Arthropoda; Insecta; Lepidoptera; Papilionidae.
AUGUGGGCCGCACGGGCCGAAACUACGAACCGUACGGGUCAAAAUUACGAGCCGUACGGGUCAAAAUUACGAGCCGUACGGGUCAAUCUGGUGGGCCAAACGGGUCAAUCUGGUGGACCGUACGGGCCGAUUUCACAAACCGCGACAUCCUCUGCAGAGAUGCGCACGCUCGAGUCUCUACUCGGCUGGGAAGCCAAUGACCCCGAGGAUAAUAUUGUCUUGAAGAGGAUAAUAAAACUAAUUGAUAGUCAUUUACCAUUGGGUUGGAAAGAAUGGAAAAUUAGAGUCCUUGAUAAGGAAGACUUAUUGGGAAACGAAUUUGAUCCCCAAAUUCUUAACAAAAUUAGAUUUGCCAUUCCCACCGUUGGACUCGCCAGAGCUUUUUCUCCUGAGUGCAUAUCGCUAAAGGAGAAAACUUAUAGAGAUAUAAAAUUAAAACUGUUGAAAUGGCCACUGUGUGUGGGCCUUAUUAUACAUCCAAUGUCUCUGGCGGCAAGAGUACGCGGUUCAGCAGUCCAGAAUGAACUAAUAAUAGCCUCCAUCUCUGACAUGAGACCACUCCUCAAAAGCAGAGAGGAGGCAAAUAGGGAACUGGCAGCGCAAUCUGAACAAUCUGAGGAUGAAAUAUCAGUUCCUUCUACAAGAUCUUCAUCUAGUAGGUCCAAAAAGCCAAGUCGACUGGACAAAUUGGAACAAGGCCAGCGUAAAUUGGAAAAUAUGCUGGAACAAUUUAUUAAGAGUUUUCAACCAGAAGAUCACUCGUAUUCGGGCUCGGAGAAGGUCUCAACUUCCCCAGAGCCAUCAGAAGAUGAGGAAAAUGCCCCUCAGCUUUCAGUGUCAUCACCAAAGCCUUGCGAACCUUCAACAUCUUUAGUAAAUGAAGACUUCGACUGGACACCUACUACAAGACAACAAGAACCUCUAAUACCAACCCCGAGCCAGCACAUUGCCACACAGGGUAUUGAGUGUCAACGUUUAGGCGAUAUAUCAUUUUGUCAGAUUCGAUAUGCUGAGGUUCAGAAGAAAUUACAUGCUAGCCCGGUCUUCGGUCCUUUAAAGGUCAACCCUAUCCUCACGACCUAUGGACCCCCUUCCAAUCAAGAUCAAUUGGUUCGAAUGGACUACACUCUGGGCACAAUUUCCCAUGGUCUUCUGCUUCAACGGGAGGCACUAACUAACACGCUGAAAGAUCUAGCUAUCAAACACCCAGCUAUGAAACAAGACUUGAAAAAUAUCUUAUCGACGGAUACAUCUUUCAAAUCUCUUUCGAAUGAUCUGCUUCAGUACGUGUGCGGGAGAAGAGCAGAGAUUAUCGAACAAAGAAGGAAUGGGUUCCUUCCAAAAGAAGAAUAUCAAGCAGCCCUUCUUCGUGCAAUUCCCCCCGUCAACCACCCAUCUUUUUUUGCGAAACACGACUAG